Messenger RNA from Exophiala oligosperma, 4104 nucleotides. RefSeq lists its product as uncharacterized. Lineage: Eukaryota; Fungi; Ascomycota; Eurotiomycetes; Chaetothyriales; Herpotrichiellaceae. The record is from RefSeq and is a predicted model, not a curated record. The transcript has a single exon. Gene Ontology annotation, cellular component: nuclear pore. Bases 114 to 3848 code for a protein of 1244 amino acids. Gene Ontology annotation, molecular function: protein binding; structural constituent of nuclear pore.
UGAAAACCAACAUAGCAGACUUCCGUCGUUCCUUUCACAUGGAUCUCCCUCGUUUACAUUCUCCAUCCUGAACGACAAUCCGAACAAAUGCCAUUUACACGGCAGUUGCAAACAUGCUCAAUCUCUACACCGAGACCGCUUUCGAGGUGACACCGGCGACACAAGCUUCAAUCGUCAAUCUCCAAAUCCCGAGAAAGAAUGGCUCCUACAACAAGUCCAAGUUCUCGGUGAACCGCUCUUCCCACGUCAAUACCUCGACCAAGGACGAGAAAUCCUUCUCCACUCAUAUCCUCUCAUCCCAAAGUUCGAUUUACUUUCGACAAUCAAAGUCAUACCCGAGAACAUUCCACUGGAAGGUUGUAAACAGCGGGAGAACCUUGGAGAUACAAUGCGCCGAUUUAGCUCGCAGCGAGAGUGAUUUGAAAGAAGCAUAUUACACUCUCAGAUUUGACCUGCAGGAUGAGAUCAUUCCUCGAGGCGUUGCCUUCGCAGAUCUUGACAGCGGCGACGACCUCCACGCCUUCGUAUGCACAAGCAAGAACGAAUUGUUCCACGUCCACCUCCCGACCAGUGCCUUUCGCGAUGCGGAAGUCCUUCGUAAUGACAACCUCGGCGACUGGUGCAAACCCGUCGACAGUUCGUCCCUAGACAUCAACACUGUCCACCAUGUCUGGGCUAGCAGCCCUCUUGAAUUCUUCUUGUCUUUCACAAGCGGCAAAAUACAGCGAUCCAGUCGACGCUCGGUAGACGGACACUGGAAACAUGACAUUUACGAUGACAAGACUUGGGGUGCGUCGAUACGAGGCAUCGUCAGCCGCCGCGGUCUUCAAACUAUUGAACACGGUGCGGUAUCGCUGGAUGCGAGAACAGUCCAGGCUAUGGUGACAUCGCCGGACAGCAAGUUCCUAUUCACGGUCUGCUUAAAUCACAGCCUGAGAGUUUGGAAUCUACUGGACGGAAGGAUCGUUGCAACGAAAGAUCUCCUCGAUGCCGCCCGGGACCCGAACGAUCGCACUCACCUCAAUCCCGCAGAGGACGCAUUCAUACAGAUCUUCAAGCUACCGCUUCAGAGAAAUCCCGUUCUAUUGACUUACACUCCACAAGAUGGUGGGCAAUUCAAGUUUUGGGAUCUCAAGGGUGGUGCAACGGAAAGCCUCGUCGUGGAAGAUCGAUGUCCGAAUCAGCGCCUGAGUGCUCCUGACCCAGAUCCCUCGGGAAAUACCAUUUGGUCGAUGGUUGGCUUCAAACUGGACCCCAUCUCCGACUUCCAGCCAGCCCGACUGUGGGUUCUAUGGCGAAAUCACAACUAUCACCAACUAUAUCGCUGCACUUUCGACUUUGGGAAUCUCACUAGUUCGUGGAAAGCCAACUGGGUCAAAUGUGCUGCGAGCUCCUCAUCAAAGAAUGUGCCGCCUGAUUUGGUCCGAGGUGAUUCAGAUGACCCUGCUUCGAAAUGGUUGGAGUACUUUUUCUAUCCCGGACGCUAUACAGAUACGGUGCUCGAAACUGCCUUGUCUGUAUUUGAGGAGGCUACGUCUGUCAAACUGACGGCCGCUCAGAGAUCGGGCACAUUAAGGCAUCGAAUGUGCAGCAUCCUAGCAGCAACGGCGUCCCUUCGCAAAUACGGAGAUUCCGACAUCGACUACGAUCGCUUCGUUACUGACACAGAUUCUCAAUGGCGGAACUUCUACCGUAUUGCAGAAAACAUCAACGAGAGCCGGAAUGCCCCCAUGGCAUUGGCGUACGAUACGAUCUGCGACAUGGUAUGGGUUACAAUGGCAGGAAAAUGCUGUGCUAUCAGGGAAUGCAGUAUCAUCGAACUGUUACAGCAGAAUACAAUCGAAGACAUUCCCAACUUGGAAGAAGUGGCUGCCCAGGCCUGGACUCAUCGUAAGGUCAGUGCAGAAGAUGGCGAGCCGUUCCAGAACCUUGCAAUCUUGAUGGACGCUUCCAAAAAAUUCCGGGAGUCCUUUGCGGCCGAUCUUGAAUGCGAUCUGACAGCCGCUAUCGAAGAGGAUAUGUCUGUGGGGGAAGAAUGUAUUACACCCACUAGGAUAUUCGAGAUCUAUGACGGCGUAGGUUUCAGCGAGGCUAUUUCCAAUGAAGUGUUUGAUCGACUCGAAGCUGAUCUUCAAGCGAUCGGGGGGAUGUCGUCGUUGAACAAUGAAAUGUUCCUGGGUGUGCUAGAACUCUUGGCCAAGAAGACUAAGAGAGCAAAGACGGCAUUGAGGAAUACGAUCUUUGGAAGCAGCUUGUUUUCAGCCGGUAUCCGCGAUUACAUCUCGUCUCAGCGUCAAUUGCUGAUGGAUCUCCUCGCCUUGGCCAUUUUUGUCGAAGGGGAGCUGAAUCAGGAAGAUGUCAAAAUGACCUCAUUCGAUGCUUCGGAGCUGUACCACCACCUUGCCCCCUUACUCAGACUGUGUGAUCGAAAUCUUUGGCUCGCAUCCCGUUUUCGAUACGUUCCCCUGGAGGUUCUGGGCACCGAUGGAUUACCUAAUUCAGCCCGUCAACCAUCUACAUCGCCCCAAGAAAACCAAAGAUCGGUGAGCAUCUUUGAGGAUACUCUGGGCAAAGCAGUUCGGCCACAGCCAGCCGUCGACAAGCCCCAGGUCUUUUUGGUCACUGAUCAAUUGAUUGAGAUUGAUGACUGGGCAUCCGGCAAAGACACCAUCGAAAACGAUGAUGGCGUAGUUUACCUCUUGUGCGACCUCCUCAAACAGGGUGAAAUUGACAUAGCCACGGAUUUUAUGAGGUUUCAACCCUCUACGCCGUGGUCGACUUAUGUCAAGGGGAGACUGGCCUUAGCUAGAGGCGAGCAUCCGAUGGCCGCAAUAUGUUUCAAAAAGGCAUCAUACGGACUUGCUUGUGGCAAAGCAGUUGGGAACCUUGUGGCCUUGUCUGCUGGACUACUGUCAAUUAUCGAGGCAGAAUGCUUCAAUAAUGGGCUUCCCCUCUACCUACAGCACGUUUCUCAGUUGUUCGAGACUGCGCAGGUUUAUGAUGAAUCUUCAAAAUUUGCGCAUCUAGCUCUGCAGGCUCUACAGCCUGACCAGAAGGAGCCCGUGGCCAACUUCAAGACUGAAGUCCUAUCUCGAUUAUUCAACGCAGAACUAAAGUCAUUCCGGAUUCACCAUGCGUAUGACGCGCUGGCACAAUUGACAGAUCCCGCAUUGCAGAGAUCGUCGGUCACCUUACUUGUCAACGCCGUCUUAAACCCACGAUGCUCCAUCUAUGAUGGUCGAAGUGCGGUUGAAAUGAUACAGUCACUGCCAUGGAACAUGCAUCCCAGCCUGGCCCGUCAUGUCGACCAGCACUUGGCGUAUCUGGCGAAGAAGCAGACUUCGGCCGGGACUGGCUGGUUUACUACUGAUGGUGCAUUUGACUACCUUGGGAUUCUGUAUGCGAUGCGCGUGGCUCAGAAAAACUACCGUGGUGCUGUCUCCGUUCUCUAUGAUCGACUCAAAAUGGUACGCCGGUCUGGCAGAAUGCGGAACGAUCCUCAAGCGACAACGUUGAGGCAUGUCCUAUUGUCACUUAUCAACAUGAUGGCCUGCGUAGCCCCGGAAGAAGCGUAUAUCCUUGCCGAUGCGGAGCCGGAGAGCAGAGGACGACUUGAUGCGGAGAAGACCCUGGAGGGCAAAGAGACGAACAAGAAGAGACGACGCAUCAUUGUCACGUUGGAGGAUCUGCGGAAGGAAUAUCAACAGAUUCUCGAUCGAUGCAGUAGAAUCGAGCGCGGGGACUUUGAUUUUGAAGUCGACGGCGAGAGCGAUGAAGACGAGGAAGUUCUUGCCGAUCAUUCACGACUCAAUCUCUCGUCGCAUUUUGGAGAUGCCAUGGAGUUUUGAGACGCGUUGCCCAUUAUCGACCAAGGCAGGGAAGUAGUUUACUGGUUAUUCCGAGCUAAGAGGGACGAACACAGGUAUUGUCAAAUGAAAUGGAAUGGAUGGGGCUGUAUAUCAAAAAAAAGAUGUCCAAAUUAUUUAGCGAGGGAGUUUUGCGGACCUUGUUCAAACAGCCAUCAUAGGUAGAGACACGGAGCACGCAAGCAACCAAUCAAGCAAUCAAAGAUGUGAGUUGAAAACGACCACAUUGUCCAAGCAA